AUAAUCUCGGCCAGACGAUCACUCCAAUUCAAAAGCUAGAUCUGCAACUGGAUUCUCUAGGUUCCCCCAGCCGUAAUUCAAUGUUCCAGAACUUUUUGGUGACCGUACGAUCCGGAAGUAGAAGUGAGGAGCCCCUCACUCAAUGCGGAAUGACGCAUGGAGCCAUUGCAGGGGUCCCUACCUUCCACCGUCGACACAGCUUUCUUUAUUCCUUCCGUCCUAUGACAACUGUGUCUGCGUACGCAACAAUCACCUUGUCAAAGAAAGUACCCCGCGCAAACGAGGUUAAAAUUCGUCUGAACCACGAAUAGUCCAAAAAGAAGUUGCCAUUGCAAGAUACCCGGCCAUGGCUCCUUUCUCGGUAGAACCCAGCGAGCUUGUGGACUUCAGCCAGACAAGUCUACUGAUCUCGGCUUGCUCUAUUGCCUUCAAUCCGCUGUUCUGGAACAUCAUCGCACGACAAGAAUACCACAACAAAAUUCUCACCAAGCUCUUCGGCGGCCGCUCCCAAACGGCCUGCUACGCUCUCGCUGUCACCAUCUUCACGUUGGGUCUCUUCCGCGACUCGCUGUACGAGCGCGCUCUGCGCCAACAGCCCUCGCACCCGCUCCUCGCCGACACUCCCGAAGUCAAGUACCUAGCCUAUGCGCUCAUUGCCUCGGGAACCACGCUCGUGGUGUCGUCCACCUGGGCGCUGGGCAUCACUGGUACCUUUCUCGGCGACUAUUUCGGUAUCCUCAUGGAUGACAUCGUCACCGGUUUUCCGUUCAGCGUCACUGAGGCGCCUAUGUACUGGGGCAGCACUUGUAGCUUUUUGGGUACCGCGCUGUUAUAUGGCAAGCCGGCGGGGUUGCUGUUGACGACUUGGGUGUGGGUCGUGUAUAAGGUGGCUUUGGCUUAUGAGAACCCAUUUACGGCGGAAAUUUACGUCAAGAGGGAGAGGGCGAGGGAGGCGGGGAAGAACGAGAGAAAGAAAAGUCGGUAGAUGGGAGGGGAGUGAGGCGGCUUGCUAUACGUGAAGUCACUGCUUGUUACGUCACUAGCUUGAUUUCUUGCGUGCCAGCUGCACCGACAUGGUGUCCGGCAUCACAAGCCAACUACUGCAUCGGACGGCCAAGCAACGCGUGGGAGGUUGACACUAGUCUCAGAGUGAGGCGGUGUGUCCAAAGACAUCUAAUGGCGAGGAGUUCGCGGGAACAUAUUCGCACCCUGUGGUUCUUUCUGAGGCAGUGGGUAUCGCUGCUGAUGAGAGUUUGUGCACGAGGCCAAGAUAGCGGGGCGUGUGUAGAUUUCACCGUGAAUCAGACCAAAAGUUACUGCAAUACUACCGACGAU
Pseudomassariella vexata is the source of this 1335-nucleotide messenger RNA. RefSeq names its product methylene-fatty-acyl-phospholipid synthase. The transcript has 3 exons. The coding region runs from base 347 to 985 and encodes 212 amino acids. Gene Ontology annotation, biological process: phosphatidylcholine biosynthetic process. The record is from RefSeq and is a predicted model, not a curated record. NCBI's taxonomy places the organism in Eukaryota, Fungi, Ascomycota, Sordariomycetes, Amphisphaeriales, Pseudomassariaceae. Gene Ontology annotation, molecular function: S-adenosylmethionine-dependent methyltransferase activity.